Propithecus coquereli (Coquerel's sifaka) is the source of this 1368-nucleotide messenger RNA. It is a transcript of the gene WTIP, whose product is annotated as Wilms tumor 1 interacting protein. The transcript has 13 exons. Bases 1 to 1368 code for a protein of 455 amino acids. NCBI's taxonomy places the organism in Eukaryota, Metazoa, Chordata, Mammalia, Primates, Indriidae. Gene Ontology annotation, cellular component: P-body; transcription regulator complex; nucleus. Gene Ontology annotation, biological process: positive regulation of miRNA-mediated gene silencing; cytoskeleton organization; negative regulation of hippo signaling. Gene Ontology annotation, molecular function: transcription corepressor activity. The record is from RefSeq and is a predicted model, not a curated record.
AUGCCUUCACUGUGGACCGACUUCCAGCUCGAGGGCCCUGCUAGCAAGCUGGACCUCCAUCCGCAGCUCCGUGAGCCUCCGCCCGGCAGCCCGCGCGCCAGCCUGGCGGGCUCCGACGGCGGCGGCGGCGGCAGCGCCCGCUCCAGCGGCAUCAGCCUGGGCUACGACCAGCGCCACGGCAGCCCGCGCCCCGGCCGCUCGGACCCGCGCCCCGGCCCCGGGCCGCCGUCGGCGGGCAGCGCCCGCUCCAGCGUGUCCAGCCUCGGCUCCCGCGGCUCGGCCGGCGCCUACGCCGACCUGCUUGCGGCCGGCGCCUGCCCCGCGCCCGCCCGCUCCCCGGAGCCCGCCGGGCCGGCGCCCUUCGCGCUGCCCUCGCUGCAGCUCGCCGCGGGCCGGGACGGCGGUCCGAGCGCGGCCGAGCGGCGGCUGGAGGCGCUCACCCGAGAGCUGGAGCGGGCGCUGGAGGCGCGCACCGCGCGGGACUACUUCGGCAUCUGCAUCAAGUGCGGGCUGGGCAUCUACGGAGCGAGGCAGGCGUGCCAGGCCAUGGGGAGCCUGUACCACACUGACUGCUUCACCUGCGACUCCUGCGGGAGACGGCUCCGCGGGAAGGCGUUCUACAACGUGGGUGAGAAGGUGUACUGCCAAGAGGACUUCCUGUACUCCGGGUUCCAGCAGACGGCUGACAAGUGUAGCGUGUGUGGACACCUCAUCAUGGAGAUGAUCCUGCAGGCCCUCGGCAAGUCCUACCACCCGGGCUGCUUCCGGUGCUCCGUGUGCAACGAGUGCCUGGACGGGGUGCCCUUCACCGUGGACGUGGAGAACAACAUCUACUGUGUCAGAGACUAUCACACGGUUUUUGCACCAAAAUGUGCCUCCUGUGCCCGUCCUAUCCUCCCUGCACAGGGCUGCGAGACGACCAUCCGAGUGGUGUCCAUGGACAGAGACUACCACGUGGAGUGUUACCACUGUGAGGUGAGCCUGGGCUCCCGGGCCGUCCCCUUCCCCCACGGGUCUCCGUCUCUGCAGGUGUUCUGUGGGCAGCUCCAGAGCCAGGACAUUGGUGCGUUCCUGGGCGGGGUCCCCAUUUCUGACACCCAGCGUGAUGAGGAGUGGAAGAGAGUUCUUGACGCAGAGACCAAGACGUGCAGCGGCGUGGAGGUUUCCAUGGCUUCAGAAGCACUUAUGAGCCAUGCACAGGGCAGCGUGACCUUUGAGGAUGUGGCUGUGGACUUCUCAUGGGAGGAGUGGAAGCUUCUUGAUGAGACGCAGAGACUCCUGUACCGCGAUGUCAUGCUGGAGAACUUUGCACUUGUGGCCUCCCUGGCUUUUCUUGUGAAGGUGCUACGGGUGCUCGGGCUGGGCUGA